Molecule: messenger RNA, 801 nt
Organism: Geodia barretti
Lineage: Eukaryota; Metazoa; Porifera; Demospongiae; Tetractinellida; Geodiidae
Source: the annotation of a GenBank genome assembly
AUGGCCCUUGAAACACCUGCCAAAACCGAGUUGGUGCGCGACCUUUUAGGCCGCCCGUUGGCCUCUUUGCGCGUGUCGGUAAUCGACCGCUGCGACCUGCGCUGCCAGUACUGCAUGCCCGAAGAGCACUACACCUGGCUGCCCAGUAAAGACAUCCUCAACGCCUCCGAGAUCGAGCGCGUGGUCGAUGCCUUUUGCCAAGUUGGCGUCCGCAGCGUCCGCUUGACCGGCGGCGAACCGCUGUUGCGCGCCACUCUGCCCGCGCUCGUCGCCCGCCUCGCCGCGCUGCCCCUCGUCGAAGACUUGGCGAUGACUACCAACGCCACGCGAUUGGCGCGGUGGGCCGAGCCGUUGCGGGUCGCUGGUUUGCAGCGGAUCACCGUCAGCUUGGACUCGUUAGAUCCAACGCGCUUCGCGGCCUUGACGCGCCGCAGCACUCACGCCAAGGCGCUGGAGGGGAUCCGGGCGGCCGCGGCCACUGGCUUUGACGCGCUCAAGCUCAACGUGGUCGUCAUGCGCGAUUUCAACGACGACGAACUCGUGGAUCUCCUCGAAUUCGGGCGCGAGGUAGGGGCCGAGGUCCGCUUCAUCGAAUACAUGGACGUAGGCGGCGCGACCCAAUGGUCUAUGCAGAAGGUCGUGUCGCAGGCGGAAAUACUGGCGCGGCUGACGGCCCACUACGGGCCGAUCGAGACCGAGGCCGGGCGUGGUUCCGCGCCCGCAGCGCGCUUCCGCUUGAGCGACGGGACGCGCUUUGGCAUCGUCGCGUCGGUCUCCGAGCCGUUUUGCGGGGACCUGUGA